AUGAUCAAAAUUUCGUCUCUCCUCAACGCUCCACCAUCUCCGGGUAUCCUGCCUCCAUUCUCGUCAUUGAGCCCGCCUCUCACCCCUGCACCAACCAGCCAAGCAUCUUCUGUCACGGCCAGCCCUCCACCUCAAGUUGCCCGCUCUGGUGGAGCCGCGACAAGCCUUCGUCAAAAGAUUGCCAAAGACGCUCCGGUGUUCAAUCGUAACCCAGCCCGGGGCGAGGUCAACUAUGGUCCGUUCGAGGUCAGUGACCGAUGCGCUAUGCUCAGCAAGCGAGAGCGCCAGGAGCUGGCUGAGCAUCACCGUGGCUUCAACAUCUUCCCCAACGGCAGCAACGAUCAGGGUCUGAUUCGUGACUUUGUUCGGCACUUGUGUCACAUUGUGAGUACUGACUCGUCCCANGUGUUUCAGUACACCUUCAGCCUGCCCCACGAGCCGAACAAAACCUACACUGUCAUGUGGGACUAUCAAAUCGGCCUUGUACGAAUCACACCUUUCUUCAAAGCAUGCAACUACCCCAAGACCCAGCCCAACAAGGUUCUCAGCCUCAACAGCGGCCUACGAGAGCUGUCCUUCAGCAUCACUGGUGGCGCCAUCGCAGCUCAGGGUUACUGGAUGCCUUAUGGAUGCGCUCGUGCUGUCUGCGCCACCUUCUGCUGGAACCUUCGCUGGGCACUUACNCCCAUCUUUGGUCCCAGCUUCAUCAGAGACUGCCUGCCUCCGAACCAUCCUGGUUUUGCAAGAUUCAGCAUCGACCCUGAUGUUAUUCGUGCAUGUGCUCGUGAGNNGGCAGAGGGCUGGCGUACCGGUGCCAGUACUAACCACUAUAGCCUUAUCUCGGCCCACCCUACCGCUGCGCCCGCGCUUCGCAUUCCUCGCUCAACUCCCAUGCCCAUGUCAGAGCCCAAACGUCUGCGUGCUCGACCUACGCGCCCUCGCAUCGAUACAGCCGCUCAUCUCGGAAGCCCCUUCCACAGCGAUGAUGAGAGUGCUGCGAUUGUCACCGACACAGUUCCCACUCGCCGAACCAUCUCUGACUCGCCCUCGGUAUCUCCCAAGACUCGCAUCUCUCCCACAGUCCACUGGGCUGUGGUCAACAACGCUCGCGAGGAUGACAACGGCACACCUACCCCUUGUGCCAGCCGCGUCAACGCGUCCAAGCUACCGGCAGACAUGCAAAACCUGCUCGUCACACCCACCUCCGCCACUGGACACACUCUUCCAUCUCAGGUAGUCGGCACCCGCAAGCGUCGCCGCUCGUCCAUCGGCGAACUCAUGUCUUCAUCGCCAACCACUUCGCUCACUGCAUCACCUAUCAUUGAUUCUGGUUCUGAUGGCGAAGACCCCGAGUACGUUGCCUCAUCAAGCGAGAAAGAGGACGACGAUAGUGCAGGCGAAGGACCGAGCAGUCAACCCAGAACAAGCAAGAAGAGAAAGAUCAAUGUGCCUGGGGUCGGCCACUUCAGACCCAGAGAGGUCAAUGCGGCCAAGAUGCUUCUUGCCUUGCACCAGGACGACGCUUCCAUCGGCGCUGUGUGA
Molecule: messenger RNA, 1542 nt
Organism: Aureobasidium uvarum
Lineage: Eukaryota; Fungi; Ascomycota; Dothideomycetes; Dothideales; Saccotheciaceae
Source: the annotation of a GenBank genome assembly